Molecule: messenger RNA, 1347 nt
Organism: Medioppia subpectinata
Lineage: Eukaryota; Metazoa; Arthropoda; Arachnida; Sarcoptiformes; Oppiidae
Source: the annotation of a GenBank genome assembly
AUACCUUAUGCCAAACCACCCGUCGGUGAACUCCGGUUCGCCAAACCUGAAGCCAUCAAAACACCACUUAAGGACAUCAUAGACGGCACUAAAACCACAUACGCCUGCAUUCAACCCAAUUUUCCCUACUUUAAGGACUAUAUCGGAAAUCUGUCCCAAAGUGAGGACUGUUUGGUACUAAACAUAUGGACACAAAAUGCCGGCAAUGAUAGCACCGGAGGGACAGUAGCCUUAAAACCGGUAAUGUUUUGGAUGCACGGCGGGGCACUUAGCAUAGGUUCUAGUUAUCAACGCACACCUUAUUAUAACUGGUUUAAUGGCACAGCACUGGCCUCACAUGAUGUGGUAGUUGUGACCAUAAACUACCGGUUGGGACCCUUUGGGUUCACUUAUGGCGGCGACAAUACAGCCCCGGGAAAUGCGGGCUUUUAUGACCAGUUAUUGGCACUUAAAUGGGUGAGAGAUAACAUACACUCAUUUGGUGGAGAAAGGGAUCAGAUCACUAUUUUUGGUCACAGCGCCGGCAGUUGGUCCGUAUCGGCCCACUUGUUGUCACCCCUAUCUCGGGGUCUCUUCCAGAGGGCUAUUAUGCAAAGCGGAGCCCUUUUGGGCGAUAAAAAGCGUAGUAUUGUUACCAAAGCCGAGGCCUUAACGGCCGCCAAACAAAUGGCCGCACAAUUGAACUGCACUUCAGAUGACAACCAAUGGUUACAGUGUUUGAGAAGUGUUGACACAAACCUUAUCAGAGAUGUGACGAAAGAGACCACUUUUACUAUAGAAGAAGGCACAGAGUUUUUACCUGAACUGGCUAUUAAUGCUUUCAAUGCACAUCAUUUUAAUCCAGACGUGGACUUAAUAGCCGGUGUGUCGCGUCGGGACGGUUCAAACCUGGCCGUGAGUACAAUACCUCAAUUGGCUGGUAAUUUAACCAAGGACAUAUUCAAAUUCCUUGUGCUGGGUGUGUCCGAGGCUUUUCACGAUAUAGACGGACAGGCAGUCGUAGACUACUACCUCAAGGGUGUGGACACCGGGAACUCCGACGCACUUAAAGCGGCAUUUUAUGACUUUUUUGGUGAUGUGUUGAUGAAAUGUCCGACAUAUCUAUUCGCCCGACAGUACGCCAAACACUCGGCCAACUCGAGGGUCUAUUUCUACGAACAGUCGUAUCAGAGCCGUAACGCACACCUAUGGGGUUGUGUUGGCCCGGCUAUGGGUGUCUGUCACGGAGCGGAAGAGGAGUUCGUGUUUGGCGUCCCUCUCGUCUAUCCCAACACUUUCACCGCAACUGAUGUCGGGUUCGCCCGAUAUGUGACCAAAAUGUGGACAGACUUUGCGAAAACAGGAUAA